Coniophora puteana RWD-64-598 SS2 is the source of this 2862-nucleotide messenger RNA. RefSeq lists its product as uncharacterized. Lineage: Eukaryota; Fungi; Basidiomycota; Agaricomycetes; Boletales; Coniophoraceae. The coding region runs from base 101 to 2449 and encodes 782 amino acids. The record is from RefSeq and is a predicted model, not a curated record. The transcript has 4 exons.
GUUCUCCCCAGCAGGCUAUGCGGUGACUGACUCAAAGGCUAGCAAGCCCCUAUACCAUCUCCUCUUUUCCUCUUCUUGUUUAUUCUUCCUAUUAUCUCUAAUGCUCGUCGUGCACCCCGCCAGUCUCUGUGAUGUCUGUCUCGAUCCGUACAGUAAUUCUCUCGAGCCUCAUGCCAUCGCUUGUGGCCAUAUUUUCUGUCUCACUUGUCUAAAAUCCCUCUCCCCGAGUGCCUGUCCCCUCUGCCGAAAGGCUUUCGACCAAUCCCGCGUCAAAAAACUCCACGUCGCGGCUCCACCCGAACUCGACAACAGCGACAACGACGGCACCGGAUCUCAAGCCUAUGUUCUCCUUCAACGGGUCGCUCUCGCUUCGGGCGAGAAUGUGUCAGAGGACGAGGUUGUAGAGGUCGUCACGGAGGUCGACGAAUGGCUCGCAGCACAGGCUGACGAAUCCACUUCGAACCUCCCACUGCGCGCUGCCAUGGCCGCCCUCCGUCGCUUUCAGGCACUGCAAGAGCGUGCGGAGCGCGAGAAGAUUGAGCAUUUGCAGCUGAAAAACCAGCUGCGCUCUAGCAAACGUACUGCUGACCAGGACCUUAAAACGUCUCGAGCGGUAGAGGAGAGCCUGCUCGGCAGGAUCCAGGUCAUCGAGAAUGAGCACGCUGCGUACUUAUCGAAACUACGUGCCGAGCUUGAUGCACAUCGCGCUGCCCAUCGAUAUCGCAAGGGCGGCAGCAACCCACUUCCGCCUCCACCGCAACCGUUGCCUUUCGAUCAAUUCCCUGGAUUCCACGGAUCCGCCAUCCAUCCAGGCCAGAACGGUUCUGGCCAAACCAACAACGCACCCCCAUCUCGAACGAGGGGCCAGCACAGUAACAACACUUCUUCCGGGCCUCCCGCGCUGAAAGCGAGAGGAACCUCACACACUAGCUAUUUUCCACCUACCCAAGAGCCCACUCGUGCUCGGUGGCCAGACAAUCAGAACGGCGCCCAGCGCAACCCCACGAACCCGGCUGGCCAGCAGCCGGUACCCCACGCACCCCCGGAGAGACGCACGAAGAGUGAUGACACCUCAAGGGAGCGGACCCACGCCGUCGCCCCCGCGCCUGCUCCUCCCCAGCGCACUAUCCCCCCUACGGCUCGCUCCGACUCAGACGCUGUAUCCUAUACCAAUGGGUCCAGUCGAUGGACGCCAUGGAGCGAUACCACCUCAAACUCUACAAACGGCACGCACGGCCGCCGGGCCCGCGAUGAUGGAUCCGGCAACGUCGAGCCGCGCAUGUCUUCAGCAGCUGCAUAUGUUAACGGAUAUGGUGCAGGCCUCGAGUCCGGAUACGCGCUCGCGUACGAGUCGGCCCCAACACCGGGCUCUUCCUACGACGACCACAUUCACGAGAUCGAACAGCUCGGCCACACCAUCGGGAGCUUGGGUCUGGUCGGCGUUCCGGAGCCCAUCGCAACGGGCACUGUGACGUCCGAGCAGGCCGGCUCUAGGGACGCUAGGCUCAGCAGACGAAACACCACUGGGAAUGCUCAGACGUCGGCAUCUAGGACUGCGCGAACACGUGAACGUAUCCCAUUGGUCGAGGGGCAGGCUGAGGCACGCCCCCGCCAGGCGCCCACACUGAGCCAGAUCCUCGAGAGGGACGCCAGAGAGAACGGGGCGGCCACUGGUGAAUCCAGGGGAGCCCUGGCUCGCAUCGCAGCUUUGGCUAGUGACCUGGAUCAGAGUUCGCCGCUUAGCACGACGUCCUGGGGGACCGUCCACACGGUCUCGCGGGGAAGCAUGAGCGAGCUGGGUCUGAUCGGGCUCCAAGAUGGAGGAGUGACGGGUGUGAUUGGGCUGGAGAGCAUCGCAGGCAGCCCAGAGCCGAUGUCAGGGGAUGACGAUGACGAGGAAGAGGACGAUGCAGGGACGCCCGUGGUGGCAGCAAGGAGAGAGAGCGCUCCAGAUAACUCACUCCUUGGACUCAUAAGGGAAGACGAUGCUUCUGAUGAGACCGCAAAUGGCGUCUCAUCUCGGGGGCGUUCGGCCUCAAACUCUGAGCGUUCCACGCGGCACGGCGACCUCGGCCGCAGUGCCUCUCAAGGGCAGCAGCAGCAGCAGCCACAACAACCUCAACCUGCUGCUCCUUCAUCUACCAACGGAGAAAAUCGCGCUCGCCACCACCACCGACACGCAUCUGCGCAUCGCUCGAGCGCUUCCUCUUCCUCUUCCUCGUCACGCUCCGGGGGUCAGAUCGCCGACGCUGGCAACGCCCUGGGCAUUUCCCUCGGCGGCUCUUCGUCUUCCUCGUCGCACCUCCCUUCCACUUCCAUCAACACCUCGUCUUCUUCCGUGCGUUCGCAGCACCUGGUGACUUCUAUGAACUAUAGGCCGGAGAUCAUCGCACCCACACCCAUCGUCGGCGGACCGAACAUUGCUCAAAUGUGGGCAAACCGCGCAUGAUGAAUGGAGUUCUUUUUCUCUUUGAUGAUCUCUCAUAGAACCCUAUCUUGCUUUUUCGUCUCGCUCUUUCCCAAACUCUCUUUACCCCACAUUGUCUCCACGCCGUCUCUGCGCGACUACCGCACGUUUCCGUCGUCCGUCUCCAUCCACGUACAUAGAACGUUCUUUCACGUUACCCCGUUUGAUUGUUUAUCUCUGCGAUGCCUGUCCUCGUCUCAUUCUCGUUUCUUUCAUUCUCGUCGUUGCUCUGAUCUUGCACUCUAUCUAAAGCUGUAUCUCUGAAAGUUUCCUCUGCUCGUCUAUUCCUCUAACUCUAACUCUAUUUCCCUGUCUAUCCACCCAUCCAUCCUAUAUCGCUCUCAUGGUCUCUCUAGUACUAAUCGGAAUCAUGUGUUGUAGUACUGAUCGCCCCC